Miscanthus lutarioriparius is the source of this 1362-nucleotide messenger RNA. The record is from the annotation of a GenBank genome assembly. NCBI's taxonomy places the organism in Eukaryota, Viridiplantae, Streptophyta, Magnoliopsida, Poales, Poaceae.
AUGGCAGCGUCUCCUCAGCGGCCUCGUGUAAUGAUGCUGCCCUUCGCCGCGCAGGGCCACGUCAUGCCCCUCAUGGAGCUCUCCCACCGGCUCGUCGAGCACGGCUUCGAGGUCGUCUUCGUGAACACGGACUUCAACCAUGCCCGCAUCCUCACGGCCCUGGAAGGAGCGGCCCCUGCCGCCGGCGGGAUCGACUGGAUCUCCUUCCCGGACGGCAUGGGCCCCGACGGCGACCGCACCGACAUCGGCAAGGUGCUCGACGGCUUGCCGGCGGCGAUGCUCGGCGGCCUCGAGGAGACGAUCAGGUCCAGGAACAUCAGGUGGGUGGUGGCCGACGUGUCCAUGAGCUUCGUGCUGGAGCUAGUCCGCACGGUGGGCGUGCGUGUCGCCUUGUUCUCCACUUACUCCGCCGCCACCUUCGCGCUGAGAAUGCACCUUCCCAAGAUGAUAGAGGAUGGCAUCAUCGACGAGACCGGGAAUGUGAAAAGGAACGAGAGGAUCCAGCUAAACCCCAAGAUGCCGGCCAUCGACGCCUCCAAGCUUCCGUGGACCAGCCUUGGCAAGAGCCCUGUGUCACGGAGAGCCAUGAUCCAGAGCACCAUCACGACCAACCCGACACUAGCGCUCGCCGACACUAUCAUCUGCAACACUUUCCAGGAGAUCGAAUCCGUGGCGCUGGCCCACCUCCCCAUACCGGCGGUAGCCAUCGGCCCGCUGGAGGCGCCCAAGUCGGCGGCGGCCGGCCAUUUCUGGCCCCAAGACGAGACCUGCCUCCGCUGGCUCGACGCACAGGCUCCCGGCUCAGUCGUCUACGUGGCGUUCGGGAGCCUCACGGUGUUCGACGCGGAACAGCUCCAGGAGCUGGCCGACGGCCUGGAGCUCACCGGGCGGCCGUUCCUGUGGGUGGUCCGGCCGAACUUCGCCGAUGGUGUCGGCAAGGGCUGGCUGGACGGGUUCCGGCGCCGCGUCUUUGGUAAAGGGCUCGUCGUCAGCUGGGCUCCCCAGCAGCGCGUGCUCUCGCACCCCUCGGUAGCCUGCUUCGUGACGCACUGCGGGUGGAACUCGACCAUGGAAGCGGUGCGGCACGGCGUCCCGUUGCUCUGCUGGCCCUACUUCGCCGACCAGUUCUUGAACCAAAGCUACAUCUGCGACCUGUGGGGCGUUGGGUUGAAGGCGUGCGCCGACGGGUUGGACAUUGUCACCAAGGAGGAGAUCAGGAACAAGGUGGAGCGGCUGCUUGGGGACGAGGGGAUCAAGGCGAGGACGCUGUCGUUGAAGAGCGCGGCGUGCGCCAGCGUCGCGGAUGGAGGGUCCUCGCAUCAGGAUUUGAUCAAGUUAGUGAAUCUGCUAAGAGAAAAUUAG